Molecule: messenger RNA, 5919 nt
Organism: Porites lobata
Lineage: Eukaryota; Metazoa; Cnidaria; Anthozoa; Scleractinia; Poritidae
Source: the annotation of a GenBank genome assembly
CACUAGGUGAAGAAAACAUGGCGAAGUGGCGGAGAAUGUAACUGCUGAUAUGUUUUCAAGUCAAACUCGUAUCGAUAGUAAGACUGGAGCUGAUGAUCUAGGACGGUUUGAGUACUUACAGGCUUUGGUGACAGAAUUUCAAGAUACCGACAAACAAGGUGAAGUUAAUUUGAAGCUUUGCUUUCUGACAGUAGCUUAUUGAACGCAGAUCAGAAUUGUUUUUUUCUAGAAGUCAGUGAAUUAAACGAAGGGGCCCCCUUUAGCUUGUAUUAACACGUGAAAAUUGAUCUUUUGUGCUGGAGUAUCAUACCAUUUUCUAUAGAAGGUAAGUUUAUAUGAAAGGGGUACCUUUUCGGUUAACUGUGGAAAACAAAAUUAAAAGGGUAAGAUUUAAGAACUGCCUGGAGAGCAUCCCAUUUUUCAUGACCCUGACUCAUUUUCUUGAAAUAUCGACAUCAUAGAAUUAAAUUGUUGUAAAGAAAUUGUGGGUGCCAUGCACGUAUAUUGCACACCACCCUGUUGAAGGCUUCCUGUCCAAAAUGAUCCAAAAAGAAACUGUUCAUGAUGCUAAAUAGUGUAUUCUUUAUCCUGUCCUCAAGACUCAAGGUCCUGAAAACCUUGGCCUGCGAGCAAACUCUCUGGGGCACUCUGCAGCUGGUCAAGACCGCCCCAGAGAGCUUGCUCGCGGCCUAUGAAAAGCAUACUUGUUUAGUGGCACAUAACAUUUCCGCCAAAUAAGUUUGUGACUACUCCAAGAGUUUUCUUCUCCUUUUCUGUAACUCAGCUAGUUAUGUCUCUCGUCUUUGAUCUACCUCUACUGAAACUAUCUUGCAGCUAGUCCACCAUAAGAGAGACUUACCAAAUACAUGUAUCAUUCAUCUUAUCUUUCAGGGGCCAAGGAAGAAAUCCUAGCAAAUCUUGCCAACUUUGCAUAUGAUCCUAUCAAUUAUGACCAUUUUAGAAAGCUGAAAGUAGUUGACUUGUUCAUGGGUAAGAGGGAAAUGCACAUGGAAUUUUGUUUUUCAUAGCUAAGGCUGGUUCUCACUAGCCAUUCUUUUUCUGAUACUCUGACAUCAACUCAGUUGCAAUUACAAACUAACCUUGAAGUAUGGAUGUUGAAUGGUAAUCACGGUAUAAUUUAUUUAUUAGGGAGUUUUAGCAUUGACGGUGGCAACGGCAGCGAAAAUUAGCGUUUUUUCAAACUUUGCUGCAUUUAUUCCAGUUUGCUGAAAAUGUCCAAUGUAAGCAAAUUUCCCUGGAGUUGAUUUCUUGGGGGCUGCACCCAAUUUAAAAAGAGAGAAAAUUUCAUCAUUGCUUGUUUACGUCCUCCAUAAAACAUGAAAUUAGGCAUUUUCACAUUGUAGUCGUCCAGUAAUGGCUAAGAAAUGUACAAAAAAGUGUGAUGCACAUGCAAGCUUGUUGUUUUGAUCAGUAAACCUGUUGCUGUUCUUGUUACUGUGGCCGUCAUCGUUGCUAAAACUCCCUAUUGAUGUUAUAGUCAUGAGUCCCCAUGUCAUCAAACAAGAGUAAGCUGUGGUUUUCCCAGGGCUGUCAAACCCCACGUCUUCAAAUAUUGAGAAUUGAUAGGGAAGGGGUAAUAGAUGACCUCAUAUCGCAUGGUAUAUGACGUCAUUUGUUCAAAAAAUACUCGUUGACCCGAUCGUCACGAAUAUGCGAUGUUUCACAUUAUUGCGUAUCUCUUGGUACAUUGCAAUGGCAUUAUAAACCAUACCGAAGUUUAUGAGGAAACGUUCGAUGUUAACAGUAAAAAAGCUCAAACAAUGCAAAAUAUCUAAAAGUUUAAGGUCAGAAAUUCGAGUCUACAACUGAAUGGCAAACUUCGGUGAAUAUUUGGGCGAUUUCAUGCUCUAAUCUGGAGACCGGGAGAUAUGGUCCAAAAUCCGGAGUCUCCCAGAUUAUCUGGGAGAGUUGACAGCACUGUUUUCCUUCUCAAUGAAACAACAGAGAAACUGCUAAGUAACAAGUAACAUAAACAUUAAGCACCAUAAACCCACAGCAAUCUGUUUCAAUUUCUCCUCAGUUUUGUCGAUCUAGACAGUGCCCUCUUUGGUAAUUUGUUUCAAUAUUUAUCAAGUAGUUUAAUAAUUUGCCUAAAUUGUGUGACACAGCUCAUUUAAAUACUGCAGAUAUGCUCACUGAAGGAAAUGAGAAGUUUGUUGAAUUUGGAAUUGGUGGAUUGUGUAACUGCAGUCUAGGUAAGUUCAAGACAAACUUGAGAUAAAUAAGCCAUGUUAUUGUUUUUAAUAUCAUAUCAUAUUAUUACAAUGCAAUAUAUUUCUUGCACAGUUUUUUUUCUGUUCUAUCAACAGACAAGGAAAACAAACAGCACAUAAUUGACAAUGGUGGGAUUUCCUUGGUUGUCAAUUGUAUGUCAAGGUACAUGUAGACUCAAAGACUGGAUUUCAGUGUCAUAAGUGUCAUGAUGCAGUGAAAAGUGUUCUGUUUUCACUUAAGGACUCUCUUGCUUAUGAUCUUAAGUGAUAAAGCAGUUUGUUGGAGUCACAAGGAGAAGUACAAAACAAAAUCAGUCAUUCAAAAUAUGCAGGAAUAUGCAUUGCAAUUGGUUUAUUCUUCUGCUUCUACUUCCAAUUCUGAGAAUUAUCUGGUUUUCACUGGCAAAUAUUAGUGAGAGAGUCAAAGAGGAGUCAGAAGAAAAUAGCUUGUACACAGCCUCCCCCUUCCCGCAGAAAAAAUCGGGGAAGUGGCAUCUGUGAUUCACUGUGCUAAUAAUGUAUGGGAAUAAUUUUGCAAAAUUUUUAAAGAAAUCAUUUCUGCUGACCAAAAUUUCUUUGCCUCAUGUUUCAUGUCAUUCCAGUUCUCAAAAUGCUGGUGCAUGCGACUUAUUUCCAUCAAGUGAUUGAGAGAAUGAGACAUUUUAAAAACUAUUGCUUUACUCUUUACCAAGCAAGAAAAAUGUUCUUACAAGCCCUUAUUGAAGGAAAAAAUCCAUGAUCUUAUGCAAGCCUUCCCACUGGAUACAGAAAGUCAUUAGUCAUGAGAUAAAGUGUUGACAGGUCAGACAUGAUUCAUAAGCUUGUGAUAGUGUGAAACGUGGCCUUAGCGUUUGCUUGAACAACAGAGGUUUUCCUUCUUUUCUUUCUAGUGCAUAGAUUAUUCAUCCCAGUACAUGGAGUACAUAAACUUUGACCAGACAAAUCUUAUUUUUGCCUUUGAUUCUUACAUUUAGAGGUCUUGAAGCUGGUAUGUCUAAUGAUUAUUGAGUUAUUAUUUCCUGUGGUUUUAUGUUUCUGAAGGUGUUUGUGACAGGAUUUGAUGGCUAAAAAACCUGUCAAUAAAGAUUUUAGUUUCUUUUCUUUCCUCCAAAAUCCCUUGAUCUGAAUAGCUACAUGACAACAACAACAACAACAAUACCUUUAUUCGCCUUGUACUUAAUUACAUACAUGAAAGAGAAAAAAUAUAUAUAAAUAUUUAUUUGUACUUAAUAAGGCCUGGAACUGAAAUAAUCCUAAGAUUUUCUAGCCAGUUCUUCAGAAAGUGUAGUUAUUCGUGAAUGUGAUGAUUUUCUGAUUACCUGCUAUGUUUUGAUGUCAGGCCCUAAAGCCAAUCAAAAUCCCUCAUUUACAUUGUUUUAGUGAUCGAUGAGUAACAGCCAAUCAAAUCAUUUUCCACACAUUCCAAAAAAAAUCACGUGGCCUAACACAAUGCACAAUUAGCAACAGUAAAUCACAGACACCCCUUCUCUGAUUUUUUCUGAAGGGAGGGGGCAGCUGUACACAGGCUAGAAGAAAAUUGAAAUGUAAUUUCUGAUUCUUGUGACUCUAAUUUAGUUAAGCUUACUCCACUAAGACUCCAAGUUAAUAUAGAUCAUAUAUACAUGUUAAAAGACUAUCUUGAUGUGGGGGAAUUUGUUUUGUGACUUACUGUACAUUAUUCCUUUAUUAACUUAUCAACAGAUUUGUUGUUGACUGACUGGGCUAAGUUGUGCAAAAGAAAUAUAUUACACACCUUUGUGUAUUAUUCAAACCGUUCGGCCCAAACUGUUAGUGAGUGAGCUUUAGACAUGAACCCGAAGCACUAAUAUUCUUGUAUUAUUUUAUCUUUUAUAAAAAUUUAGCUCCAAUGAAGAGACUGUAUUGUCAGCCAUAACAACUUUGAUGUUUCUUACCACGCCACAAACACAACCAGGUCAGUCAAAGGAGUGUUGAAACAUCCUCCAUAUUUCUAAGCUAGUCAUAGAUUUCAGGUUCAAAUCCAGGAAUGUUUCUUUUUUUUUUUUUUUUCUUUUUUUUUUUUUUUUUUUUUUGGUCCAAACUGCCACCCUUUCUUGCCACUGUCAUGUCUUCCAGUAAACUUCAUUAGAGGCAUAUUCAAAGUGAUCACCAGUAAGUAACAUACUUUGUGGUUGAGGUGGUACUUUUCAAAAGCCCACUGGUGUAUGUUCAGGUAAAAAAUGAAUAUGAAAUCUUGUAUUUUGUGGUAGCCAUUUCAGUAGGCAGUUAGUGCAACUUAAAGAGAUUUUAAAACUGACGUUUUAAGCAGGUUCACUCCAUCAAAGGUUUAGUGAUCAAAAAAUUAUUCAAUUAUGUGCCAGAAAUCAGAUUUAAGCUAAAACUUAAAUAAAUACCACAGUGUUUAAUCAUGUAAAUAUGGUACUAAACUUUCUCUUUGUAGUUUAGAGACUGACAGCAAUUUUACCCUUCCAAGAUUCAGGUUACCAAAAGAGAUAUAGGAAAUCUUUUAUCACCAUUACUUUUUUCCUUUCAGAAAUCACCUCAGAAGCUAUUGUGGACUGCAUGGAAAGAUUUUCAGCCUCUUCUAAUGCAAGGCUCAGUAACUUGGCUAAGGUUUUUCUUCAGGUAAAUGUUACCAUUCUUUUUUGAAGCAAAUAAAAAUUAUCAUUUCCAUGAUUUUCUGCCUUUUGGCCCAUGUUCUGCUCAAGGGAUCGUCAGAGAGACCAAGCAUACAUAGAGGAUAUUACAUAGCCAUGGAAAGGUACAAAACAUGAAAAGAGAAAUUUCAUAUCUCCAAGCGGCCAUGUAAUGUUCUACCAUUAUUAACAAUUUAUUAUAUAAACAAGGGUGCAAUACCAAAUUAUCUAGCUUUAAAAUAAUUUGCUGAAAAAGGUGCAAUUUUUCAUGUAGCCAUGGCAACAGUGAUAUUUUUAAGUGUGAAGAUAUUAUCAUAGUUUUACAUGUGAAAAUAUUCUUUUACGUGAGAGCUAACCUGGAAUUUCAUAGGUGGUUAUAUAAUAAAAGUACGCAUAUGACACCCAUUUUCCACCCAAAAAACUGCUAGGCAUCAAUCUUAUUGAUCAGUGUGUGUGAAAUCUCAUUGUCUUCUUGUUGUGUUACUGUUUAAAUAAAUUAUUUGAUUGAGUAUUUAUUUUAUAUUUUAUUCACUCAUAGGAUUACUGCAAAAGACCUUGUUCCAUUGAAAAAAAGGAUUAGAAGUUUGAAGAUGGAAUGAUGAGAAGCUGGUGAUCUACAGUUCUACAUGUAUGUGAAUGAACACCAGAAGUGACCACUGCAAAAUAUGUACUACACAAGCCUUCUACUAAACACAUGGCCAAGAAGUACGAUCAGCCACAUGACAUCAAAAUCAUGUUGCCAAGAAGUAUGAUCAACCACAUUAACAUUGUGUCACCAAGAAACGUCCCCCUUCUCCUGCUGAAGCAGAUGAGUGUCUUAUGGCUGGUGUCAAAUGCAGUUACAAAACUAUGGAGUAAACAUCCUGUACACCUGAACAUAAAAGCUAGAGCUCAUUUUCAAAUCCAUGAUUAUUACAGGAACUCCAUGAGUAUCAAAUGUACGGUAAAAUGCUGCUCCAGCAGAUUUCAACUCUUGUUGAUAACCAGAACUCAACAAGCCCCAGAAGUAUACCAGUUGCUGGACUCCAAAUUGAUUUCUUCAUCAGCCAGCCCACCAUGAUUUGAGGCCC